Molecule: messenger RNA, 3207 nt
Organism: Suillus subaureus
Lineage: Eukaryota; Fungi; Basidiomycota; Agaricomycetes; Boletales; Suillaceae
Exons: 4
Coding region: 278-2971 (897 amino acids)
Source: RefSeq, a predicted model, not a curated record
AGUUACGGUAAGUAAUAGUUUCGUUCCGUUUCAAUCCGUUCUCGCACAUGCCUUGCUCACAACACGUGCUUGACUUGUCUUUAGCUCGUCCGUCCUCACUCCGCGACUGACUUACCAGUCCAAAAUUUCCAGAGACGGUCACUCUCCAACUUAGGUCAAAGUCAAAAAGCAUCUUCUUAGCCCAAAACGAGGCCCGACUUCCGUUUUCUGGAGUUGCAGUAGCUGAUGGUGGUUCCACCAUCAAACGCACAAAGAAAAGUUUGCGCAUUUUUGCACCAUGACCGCUCUUGCCCUUGCCUCAUCGUCUCUUGAGCCUGGAAUCGGUCGUCCUGCACGAAAGGAAAACAGGAUCGUUGCUUUCUUUCGCUCUCGCUCUCGUUCUCGCUCCAGACCCCACGCCAAAUCGACUGUCAGUUCAAGUGCUGCGCAAUCCACGACGGAUGUACCAACCCUGCCUAUGGUGCCUGCCUCUAAGCUUCGCAUCAGUCAUGUGCGUUCCACCAGUCUGGCGUACGAACCAGGACAUGCAGCCCACGCAAGUCCGUCCGCUUCAGCAAGUCAGUCAAAUUUUAAGCCAGGCACGCAUACUUCGACACGCCCGAUAUCAUCCACGACCACUGCCACACACUCCACAAUCACCCCUCUUCCUUCCGACUCUAUCAGACGAAGACAAAGAUUAUCGCAUCGUGUUUACUCGCACGAUUACACCCAAGGAGAAGAUCUCGAUCAACAGGCCAACGAAGAUCAGCUCGCAUCUCAAGAGGAUCACGGUCGUGCAACUCGUUCAAGCACCCCCUCUUCUCUCAAUCAGCGCGGGAAGUUAGAGCUGCGCUCCAUUUUUGGCAUUGCCCUGUCACGGAAGUCAUCGCUGGCCAACCCGUCCCGAAAACCGUCACCAGGAUCUUCUGACCGCAAAGUAUCAUCUUCAUCCCUCUCUCAAAAGGAAGCUGAGAACAUACCCUCUCGCAAACGAUCAUUCAGGCUCAACUCUAGACCAAACACUCCAAAGUCUACUGAUGAAUCGCGCGUUACGAAAACAUCCACUGGCACCAUACCCACUCCCUCCAAUCCUCUCCCAUUGUCCGCCUCUCCCCGCAGACUUUCAUUUGGAUUGGCCUCAAGUUCUCGUACACAUACGCAUACGCCAAUGACAUCAUCGGGCCACCUUCCCCUAGCUCUCCCGUCACGUCACAAACGACACUCUGUCGGAUCUCAUGACACUGCUCAUGACAGUGCCGUUGCGUUACCCGAUGACCGUUCGGACAGCGCUCUUACUUUGUCAAGUCAUACAAACACUAGAUCCAAUUCAAAGACCAGUGCCUCUACCCUUAGCCGCUUCGGAAAAUCCCGCAAAGGCAAGGAACAUGAACGUGAUACCAGCAGUUCGAAACUGCGGUCACAAGCGCGAAAGACACCUCGCUUGGAUGACUCGCGCCCUAGUAUUUUUGGCUCGCUUUCGGAGGAGACAUCCCCCAUCAUCAACUUAUCCCCGCCGCCACCGCAAAUCGACUCGCGCGACCAGUAUGACCUCGGUGGUCUCGUGGUGUCGCUAUUGCCCACGGUAGAGUCUAUGUCUGAAGAAGAUGCAGUGGAACAGCCUCUGAUUUGUGCACCGCAAGCAAGACCAGCCAUACCGCAAAUCAUUCAUACCCCGCCGACUCCACAAAGAACAGCAGAAUUAGAUUCUCCAGUGCGACCUGCUACCACACCACCAACGGUGAGCGGAGGACAGGGGAAAGCGCGUGAAGUUCUGCUCAGCAAGGAUCCGAUCACUGUUCACAGCGAGCUUCCAAAGUUGCAUGCACGGGCAGCUCUGAGCCCCGGUUCCGACGGAGAUCCUGCAUACAACCGCAUGCGUAGCAGAUUCCCACCCCGGUUGUUCGGGGGCAAAGAUUUAUCCAGAGAAAGCAAGAAGCAGAAACCCGGUGGUCGGCAUGAUCCCCCUGGAGCCGUCGGUCUUCCGCGAAAUAUGACCAACCGUCGCAUCAAACAUGGAAGCUUUGACUUUGAGAGACCCGUCUCUGGUCUCAACAGGAGUAGCUCAACAGUCGAUGCAUCGCUAGUGAAAGGCGAGGGGUUAACACAAUCUGGCAAAACUGGCGCUACCGCUCAUCGAUCGACAGCCUUAGAACGAACGGCAUCAUCAUCAUCUGAUCGUACAGGGAAGUCGCAAAAAUUCGCGUACCAUCCCACCCGAGCCGACUCCCCCAUUCUUGCCCAGCUCUCUGCUAGCCAUACGGGCGAAACCUCGGUGGUUUCCUUCUCAUCCGCAUCCGCCUCUGCACAGUCGAAGUCGACGGGAAAGUCUGCCCCUGGUCCCGGACAAUCAUCCAGUUGGGGACGCGCAUCAGGUAGACGAACUCAACGCACGUCGCACGGACCGUUCCCCUUCGAGCCGGCUUCAUCAGUUUCAAGUUCUCCUUUACCGAGCUCCUCUACACUGCCCCCCCAUCCGUCAUCCCCUCAUCAACAAGAGUUUGACAUACCAGAAGGACCUGCCUCAUUGCCCCCCAGCUCUCCUCUGCGGUGUGAGUUGGGGAUUGGGGGAGGUUUUAUACGCGACAAGAGUCAAAGUGCUCGUGGCCGCGUGCAACAAAUAUACGAGCCAGGCGGCGAGAAGAAGGGCAAAGGCCGCUCACUCGAUCUUAAACUUGGUUUAUCUUGGGCACCUAAUCGCGUCCGUCAAGAAGCCGUUAUACAUGGAUCUCUCCUUUCGCAAAAGCAAGAGGAGGAGCGUAAUCGGGGGAAGGAUGUCACAAAAGUCUUUGAGAACGUACUCUCUGAAUCCGGAUUCGAAGCGUUCAAGAAGUAUGUUCACCGAUUUGACGCGCACGUGAUACCCCUAAAAGGGCCUCGGGGACUCCUAGCGCGUGUUGAAAAAUUACUCACUGCCUCGUCGGUAUCACAGACAGAAAAGGUGGAACUGCUGGACCAGUUCGCUCGAUUCGUGGAGGGGCAUAGCGAAGUCUAAUGGAUAAUAUCACGUCAUGUCAUGGGGAUUUAUGGGUUUUGAGAUGAGUGACCCUUUUCAUAAUACACUUUUCGUUAUGGCUUCACGCUUCGUAUACGACGCAUUACCCUUAUUAUUCCACAUCCUGUGCAACGCCCUUUUUAUCAUUUUAUAUUUCACGCAUUCAACUCACGCAGGUGUUUAUGUCUUUCGUCACGUUCUACACGCAUUUUCCGUAUUGAUUCGUUGUCAUAUGU